AUGGUAGAUAUAAAUUCCAUUAAAAAAACAAGUGUAGCAAAUGAAUUUUUAGUGCAGAGCACAAGACAAGAUAAUAUUUACUAUGUCAUUAAUAGUGGAAUGGGUGUAUGCACUUGUCCAGUUGGUGCAUCUGGUACUCCCUGCAUGCAUCAGGGUGCCGUCGCUAUUAAAUAUCAUAUAGCAAUGUUUAACUUUAUACCUUCACUAAUACCCGAAGAUCACAUAAUUUAUUCAUAUAUCGCGCUUA
Dentiscutata erythropus is the source of this 247-nucleotide messenger RNA. The record is from the annotation of a GenBank genome assembly. NCBI's taxonomy places the organism in Eukaryota, Fungi, Glomeromycota, Glomeromycetes, Diversisporales, Gigasporaceae.